Zychaea mexicana is the source of this 3142-nucleotide messenger RNA. RefSeq lists its product as uncharacterized. Lineage: Eukaryota; Fungi; Mucoromycota; Mucoromycetes; Mucorales; Lichtheimiaceae. The coding region runs from base 170 to 2782 and encodes 870 amino acids. The record is from RefSeq and is a predicted model, not a curated record. The transcript has 5 exons.
CUAUCUGAAUUCGCACCACUUUGGGACAAAAACCAGGACGACUACCGACACUAUUCACCCUGUAUGGCAUACCCUUUGUUCCAAGAACCCCGGCUUGCCAGCAGCACCAUCAGGCUUGUCAGGAACGAUCGAGGCGUCGAUAAACGAGUACAGCACCAACCUCAACAACAUGUGGGCGAGCGAUAAGAUUUUUAAAGCAGCCCUACAUCAUCUGACAUUGGAUCUGUUGCGCAUCAACUUGGCGACAAAAAAAGAGAAGGAGAACGUCGAAAAGGCCGAAAAACUUGUCAAGGAUGCGCGGGAGCAUGAGGAAAAAAACAGAAAUACACCAAUCAAGUAUACUAUCCUACAACUGCGGUCUAAGCAACGCCACGAGUGCCGGCAGAUAGCGAGGCACCUACAAUUAGAAAGUCAAUAUCCAGAACAAACAGAAAAAUUUGCUCAACGAAUCAAAGCAUGUAUGCAUCGGUUAGACAAGAUCGUCACCCAGUUGAAGGAGAAGAAAGCCCCUGUUGGAGAAAGCAUUGAACCAGAGGAGGAGGAGGGACCUCGAAUAAAAGAUGACCAAACCAGCCUUGCUUUUGGUGAUGAGACUGUUGACUAUAUUGAAGAUGAAGAUGGUGACAGUGUUGCUUCUAGUAACGACGAGAUUGAACUUGAAGAGCAUUCGCUACCUGUCGUUGACGAAAACGGAACCAUCCAAUUAGGCAAUCUGGUUACUACUAUGGCUGACCGUGAAGCUGCGCAUGAAGAUGAAACUCAAGAUAUGGAACUGUCGCAACAAGAAGCACAAGUUGAUGAACUGUCUGAACAACAAAGAGCCCAGGAUAGCACACCCAACGAGCAGAAGACAUCUUAUUCGCGUAUCAAGUCGUUGCAAGGUCUACUGAAAGCGUUAUUACGUUCACCGAGUAUACCACGAGACCGAGACGUAGAAGAAGCUCAAAUCACGGAGUUCACACGAAUGAAAAGCCUUGCUGCAUGGGAGGUCGCAGCUGUGCAAAAGAUUGCCAACGCACUUUUACCAUUCACGCCCGACGACGAAACCCGAUGCUUCAUGACAGAGCUUCCAUUCGUAGUCUUAUCAAAUACGAUUCUAUCUGCUAUUGGCUACAAAGACCAUAUUGUCGAUAUUCAUCCUGAUGUUGCACCUCACAAGAUCCACGUGCAGGCAUUGACACCAGCAAUCAUGUACGAGAUUUUGACACCUCAUAAUCGUGGACGGGCUCAAGGUCAAUAUCAAGUGCUAGAUGACCAGACCAAUCCCAUUACAUCGCGUGAACGAGCUCGAGAUAACCCCGAUGCUAUGCUAUGGUCCUUCUUCGAUCAGUCUCGUGUUGAAUCACUAGCGGACCGACAUCGCAUGGAAUUCUGUAAUCGCAUUAUCGUACGACCAGACAAGACCGUAUCAAUCGUUGGAAUCAUGAAGGAAGGCUGUGGGCCGUUGGUCUCUGCAUAUGAGGAACGUCAACGAAAGCGACGAAAGAAGGGAGGUCGGUCAGGAGCGUCAGCAAUCAUUGGGACGACCGAUAAGACGCUUGAACAGUUACAAGCUGAUGAAGAGCGGGCAACAUCGAGCAUAAAAGAGCUACAAAGAAGACAUGGUGUUCUAAAGAAAAAAUACCGACAAACCGCCAAGGAACGCAAAAUAGCCAAAAAACGUUUUCAGUUUGCAACCAAACAUGAAAGAAUCGAAGCAAGUACCGCACUAUCGAUACGUGUGCGUGAAAAUCGGCAAGCUAGGCUCGCUAUGCUGCUUAAUCAUCGUGAUUUGAAGAAUGAAAAGAGUCGUAGAUACAAGACCCAAAAGUUUAUCGAGCAGGCGAAAAACAACAAGAAAGACAAUGCCGCUGCAACUACUGUCCCAGCAAUAAUACCGACUGUGCAAAAGCCUCAGUGCGAAGAUACAGCUGCUAAUAUUGAUCUGUCAAAUUAUUGCCCAUUGGGUCAAGUCUACGGUGGUACAGACUACGGUCAUGUUAUAAUGUCCCAGACAACAGCCUUAACCAAACAAGAUGUUCUUUUCCACGUCUCUCUCUACAACGCGCAGCAAAUUCAUCGGCAGCAGCCAAGAUUAGCCGAAGCAGGCUCGCUUGGAGCAGAUGUAUCAAUCAACCAAGCGUCCGACACGUCUUCACCCUCUGCAAUCCCGCGACACGAUGCCACACAAGCAAAUAUGAAGAGGGAAGGCAUGGAUUUAGAACCACCACCUCCAGCGAAGCGCCAGACGACCUUUGAUUUAAAAAAUGCUGUCGGAAGUUCUGAAUUGCACCUACAAGAACAGAGUGACGCCAAGCGGGAAGGAUCUACAUUGGAAGAGCAACAACCACCAGCAAAGCGGCAGUGUUUGCAUAGUGAUGCUACAACAUCUCAUCAAAGCCCGCCACCGCAUAUAUCCAAAAAGGAAGCAAUACAUUGCAGCUGGGUCUUGAACCAUGUUGAAAACGGAUCCAUCACAAUGAGCCACAAAGGACGUAUACGGAUGUCACGACAGAAUAUUCAGCAGAUGCGGAUUCUGUUGGACCGUGAGAUGAAAGCUUCACCGCAGCAAGAGCAUCAGGACCAGCGUCAGGACCAGCAGCUACAACAACAGCAGCAAUAUAUUGAUCUUGAAACGCUUACAGUCAAGGACCUAAAACUACCCAAGCCAUUCACAAUCACACACGAACAGAUCCAUGAAGCGACGAAAACAAAAAAGUUCAUGGUGAGGCAGGAGAACCGGCUGAAGAAGGUAUGUUCAUGUAAAAUUGUUGUACGCAUACGUGACAGUUUACAUACUUAGCUUAUCUUGCUUUAAUGUUUAUGAACUACAUUGAUAUACAGCCUGAGAAUGAAGAAGUGCGGAAUGCUCUCCACGACUUACAACAAAACUGCUUCGUUGGCAUCUGCGAUCCAGUGGAAAUCUUCAAAAGGCAAAAAGUCAGGCUACAGCAUGUCGACGUUCUACGCAAGUUUUAUUAUUCCAACGCUGCCCUCAAUGAACACCGUCACCGCGAAAUUGCUACAAGUCGUCUUUAUACGCAACUUGCGACAAAGGAACGCCAAUACGUCAGAAGCACAACUUCCAAAAAGCUAGGAAUCCCAUCCAAAAACCUGCGUCCUGUCAUGUGUGUUGGCCUUGCCGGCACAGGCGUAGGCUCCC